This is a messenger RNA of Nerophis lumbriciformis (worm pipefish), 2988 nucleotides long. It is a transcript of the gene ccdc146, whose product is annotated as coiled-coil domain containing 146. The record is from RefSeq and is a predicted model, not a curated record. Lineage: Eukaryota; Metazoa; Chordata; Actinopteri; Syngnathiformes; Syngnathidae. Gene Ontology annotation, cellular component: cytoskeleton.
GAAAAACUGUGAUUAGAGUUUGGCUAAAGUUCUAAUAAGUACUAAAACCCUGAUAUUUAAGUUUGUUGUUGGGUUUUAUCCGAAUAUACAGCGUCUCGGGGAGUGAAAAUAACUUUAACGAGAUGGAGAGUGAAGUUCAGAAGGAGGAGGACGCCACUCUUGCUAAAACGUCGCCUGAUCCUUCACUUUUAGAGGAUGACGUGUCGGCCUGUCCCCUCUUUCAAGGCCUAGAUGAGAUGCUGUCACUGGGGAAAAUGAGUGCAGACAAAGCGGCCAAGUUGAAAGCGCUCUACAGUGAGAUGAGUGAAGCACUAAAGAGUGCCCAGGAAUCAGAGUUAAAGCUUUUGGAAGAGACGAAGAAGUUCCGUGCCGACCUAAAGAAGAUUCAUGCCGACUUGGAGAGAACAGAAGAGCCGAAUACCUCCGAGGAGCCCACCAGUGAGGCGGACAGACUGAGGCUUCAGCUCCUGCAGGCGUUCAAUGAGCUGAAAGCAGUGGAGGACAGGGACUACAUGACACAGCAUCAGCUCAAGUGUCUCCGGGAAGAGAAGCGGUAUCUGGUGAAGGAGAACAACAUUCCGCUCCAACCUGAUGAGGAGAUGGAGAGCACCACAAAGACCCUCCAGGACAAAUGUGAGGAACUUCAAAAAGAGGUGGCCCAAAGACAGGGGGAAGUCAGAAGUCUGAUGGACGAUAUGGCAACCCAUCAAACGCAGUUAUUGCAGGAACAGAACGAGCUGGAAGACAUGAGGAAAAUCAUGGAGCUGAAAGAGGCCGAGAAAGCUCAGCUCCUCGCCGCACCUGAGCAGAUUUUAAAAGAGAUUGGAGGGAAACGCUCCAAGAGGGAAGCCGCAGUGAAGGUGCUAGAAGCAAUGGACGCCGAGGUUUCCGACAUCAAGCGGCAAGCCAGGGAGGUGAAGGAGCACAACCGCCUCCUCGGGGCACAAAAGGAGGAGCUCGCCAAGGAGCUGGAGGCUCUCAAGGCUCAAGCGGAGGCCUUUGAGAGGAGGUGCGGGCAGCUGGAGAAAGAGCAGGAGGUCAGCAGGGAAGAAGAGGCGGAGCUAAUGGGGCACAGAGGGAUCCUGGAAAUGAAGUUGCAGAGUAUCACGUGCGAGCAUAAGCUUCUGUUCAAGAGUCAAUCCAUGCAGCUCAGAGAGAAAAAAAGGCAGAUGCAAGCCUUCAAGAGGAUGGAGCGAGCGCUGACCAUGGCCACCGAGCAGCUUCAACACACGCAAUCUACCUGCGCCCACCUGCAAGCACAGUUAGAGCCUCUUCCAAAAAGAGGGGCCAGAGUCGCGCAGAGGAUGGCUCUUCAGAAAGAAGUGGAUGCUCUCAAAGUCAGCUUUGAAAAACAGUUGUCAAGAAGCAAAGAAGCCAGCCAGAAGCAGCAGCAGUAUGGGAUCAUUCAGGAGCUGCUGAGGGAGUCAGACGGCCUGAGAGAAGAACUGCAUCAUCUCCGCUGUCUCACAUACAUUAAAGCAGAGGAGAGGGGCCACAAGCACCGGGAGAUGUUACGAGCUCAGCAAAUGAACCAACACAUCCGACAGGAACUGCAAGAGAAGGAGCUCAUCGCCAUGCACCACAGCAAGCUGAGUGCUAUGCUGCAGCGCAGACUGCUACAGUACGGCGAACUUUGCGACGCAAUCACCGAGGAGAAAAAUAAGUAUGUCAAGCUAAAGCAAAUUGCCUCGGAGAGCCUCGCCGAGUUACUGGAGCAGGUGAAGGUGCUGGAAAAUGAGCUGCAGAUCCAGAAAAGUAUUGUGACCAGGAAGGACAGGUUACUGAGGAAAGUUGAUAUGAAGAUCUCCAAAAGCAGCAAAAUGAAGGAUAAAUUACGCAACAACAUCAACAAGGUUGCUUGGCAGAGCCGUCAGGUGAGUCAGGAGCGUGAGGACAUUGAAGUGGAGUUACGGAGGCUGAGGCAAACCAUCAGCCACCAGGAGCAAGCACUUCUCCAUAUGAACAAGACCCAGGAAGGAAUCGUGCAGCGGCGCAAUCUGCUAGGCAUCCAGCUGCUGGAGCACGAGGAGGUGUUGUUCGACUACCAGAAGAAGGUGAACAUGCAGGAGGCGGCCAUCACCGAGGGCGACCUGGAGCUGGAGAACCUGGAGAAGGACAUGAGAGAUUUGAAGUUGGCCAUCAGCGAGUUGACCAGACAGAUCGGCUUCAAGGGGAAGGAGGUGCUGGUCCAGAAGGAGCUGGAGGAGCAGCUGACCAUGCUGCAGAUAGAGCUGCUGGAGGCCAGAGAUCAGAAGCUGGACAACCUGAUGAAAACAACAGAUUAUAAAGAGCUAAAAGGCUCCGAUCCUUCGUCUUCUGACCUGGUCAAGAAGAUUGAGAAGCUGGAGGCCAACCUCGCCGAUAGAGAGAGGCAGCUUUCAGACAAAGAGCUGCUGGUGGAUCAGGUGACCCGGCUCUCCAAGUCACUCCAAGAACAGAACCAAAACUGCCACCAGGACAGACUGUUGCUGGCCAAGAAGUUGAAUGAGAUGCGGACACACAUCAUCGACACCAGCCGUCGUCUGAUGGCCACGUCUGCCCAACUGUCAAUGAAGCAAGCGGCCGUCUUGUGCCUCCAGCAGGAAAGCAAAGAGAAAGAGCUCCAGAUGGACAGGUGUCAGAGGCGGCUGGAGCAAGGCCUGCCACCCUGCCCCGAGAUGGAGGAGGAGUGGAGGAGGAUGCUACGGGACAAGAAGAGGAGACAGAGGGACAAAGAGGAACGAGAGAGGACGGCGGACGAAGACGAGUGGAACCAGUUGCCUAACGGUCAGUUCACCACCGCCGAGAGCCGGCCCGACGCCUACGUUCCCCAGACGGACGAUCUCCCUCUGCCCAAGCCCUACGGAGCACAGGCCCCCUUCAAGCCCGCCCAGGCAGGUGGCAACAUGAGACACAUACGCAAACCGACGCACCUCAAACCACUAGAGUUGUCGUAAAAAGAUCAAAACACAUUUUUAACUCGAUAAGGUGUGAAUGCUCCAAUGCUAA